CGUAGAACUACGUUUCAAUACACAAUCAAAAGUUGUAUUAUAAGAAGUGAUAAACGCUAUCUAUUAAGUGCUAUCGUUUAAAGAUGAUUUUCUGACAUGUUUUUUAGUUUAAGAUAGAUCAAAUUUGUCGAGUAUUAUAUAGCUAUCCAGGUGUGAAAUGAUGUAAACAGUUAGGCUUAGCGUUCGGCAUGGGUUUGUUUACGUUUUUCUACUGCCAAUAUGGGAGCAACAGCGCACGUUUCCUUUCAUGUUUAUGUUAAUUUUCUUGCAUCAAUGACUAUUGUUUCAUAAUCAUGACUACCAGACCUUAUUUGCGAAGUUCUUUAGCUAGAUCUUUGUAUGAAAAGAUGGUAAGAGAUGACAAUUUGAGGCACCUAGAUAAAUCAAAGUGGUACGACGUGGACUUGGACCUCGUGGACUGUGAAAUUAAGGACGUCUUCUUCGCCAGCCGGGUUGACGAUGAAACGGAAGAUUUUCUGGAGAAUUGCUUCGAGAAAUCCGAUUGGUUGAUGACUCAGAUUUUCCACGCCUUGGUGAGAAGUCUCAUGUGCUGGUUCAUGUCUAGAACUUCGAUAAAUGGGUUACUUGGCCGGGGUUCCAUGUUCGUUUUUUCCAAUGCUCAAUUCGAAAACAUAGUGAGCCCCUUCUCAAAUUUGAGGGAAGAUUGGAAAACGUGUGGCAACUUGCUGGACCUAGGUGCCGGAGAUGGAAAAGUUACUGAAGUAAUGGCACGUCACUUCCGGCACACUUAUGCUACAGAAGUAUCACCUGUUAUGAGGAAGACAUUAGCAGCUAAAAAUUACACGUUGCUGGAUGUGGACAAGUGGGCCAAUCCCGACGAAGGCCCCCGGUAUUUCGACCUGAUCAGCUGCCUCAAUCUCCUGGAUCGCUGCGACCGUCCGAUAACGCUGCUUCAGCAAAUUAGAAGCAAAUUGAACCCCGAUACCGGGAUACUGAUUUUAGCUGUGGUGCUGCCUCUCAGUCAGUACGUCGAAUCAGGCUCCAAGUACAAUCAACCAACAGAAAAAAUCGCAGUCAAAGGCAGAAAAUUUGAAGAACAAGCUGCAUAUCUGGCAACGCAUCUCUUCCAAGAAAAUGGCUUCCAAGUCUUGCGGUGGACAAGGCUGCCUUACCUGUGCGAAGGAGAUUUAGACCAAGCAUUUUAUUGGUUAAAUGAUGCUCUUUUUGUGAUGAAAGUUGCAGAUCCAUGUGAUAGUUAACAAAUACAUGUAUUUUGUGAUAGAUUUGGAUAAUCAUAUAUUUUCGUACUUAACUUUGGCUAACUUAUUAAAAAAGUGAGAUUGCAUUUGUUAAAAACUUAUUCAUAUGUCUUCAUCUAAGGACCAAAUUUUGUAUUAUUAAGCUUUAUAUUUUACAGGAUUUCCAUAAAUUUAUAACUGGAUAUAAAAUUAUCAAAAAAUUAUAAACAAAUUAUAGUAAAACUAUUGUGUAAAACCAUUUAAAAAAAAUUGUGCUUUAAUUUUAAAUGAAAUAGUAACAUAAGAACCUUUUUUGGGGAGUGCAAAACAAUAACAUUGCUAUUUCACUAGGAGGCUUUAUUUAAUCUAUAUGUAAAGACAGAAAUUAGUUUCCACUAUUGCCAUAACCAAUAAUAAAAUUCAUUGUUCUAAACUUUAUAUCAAUAUAAAUGUUUUUAUACUGUCUUUUAUUAACUAUUGAUGUGAAAUUUUCUAUACCAGUGAUUAAAUUUAUGGAUUUCUUUAGCCCUGGUUGUAACUCUGAUCUUGAAUUUUUUUAGCUUAAAUAGUAUUAUAUUGUAUUUAUUUAGAUUUAUCAUCUAAUUGUUAAAAUAAUCUAUGUAGCUCGUGUAAAAAGUAUUCAUUAGAAUAUAUUCCAAUGCAUUAAAACUUCUUACUGACACGUCAAUAUUAGAAUAUAUUUGUUGUAUAAUAAUAUUAGUAUUAUUUUUCAAAUUCAUAAUUUCUUUUUUAACUGUCUUAUUAUGGUUCGAAUUGUAAUAUAGUAUAUUCUAAAUUGUCUUGGAAUAAAUUCUUAUACAUAUCAUCACCUCUUUCUGUAACCAUAACCCUAACUAUAAAACUAAUGAGCAAAUCAAGAUACCUUUACGAGAAUAGCUUGUGUAUUAUCUAGAUUUCUUUCGGUUAAAAUUUUUCCGAAGAGUUUAAAUGUUAUGAUAUUUAAAAUUUUUAAUAAAUUUUUUUGACAUUUUUUUCUCAGAAAUUAUUAAACAUUUAUUUCCAUUUGAAAAAAUUAUCAGUA
Molecule: messenger RNA, 2241 nt
Organism: Argiope bruennichi
Lineage: Eukaryota; Metazoa; Arthropoda; Arachnida; Araneae; Araneidae
Product: protein-L-histidine N-pros-methyltransferase-like
Exons: 6
Coding region: 294-1220 (308 amino acids)
Molecular function (GO): protein-L-histidine N-pros-methyltransferase activity
Source: RefSeq, a predicted model, not a curated record